AACCGGAGACGUCAAAAUAAACAACAAAAAAGUAGGAGUUGUCGUUUGACAAUUAGCUUUGUAUACAAAUAGAAUAAAUUAGUAUUUUUAUUCAAACUUUGUUGUACGAUAAUUGCUUCCAAAACAACUGUUAUCGUCUUGCUUAAAUUUUAGGCAUGAAAUUUCGAUUUUGUGGAGAACUUGAUUGCCCAGAUUGGGUUCUUGCAGAAAUUGCUACUUUAUCGAAGAUUACAUCUGUCAAAAUGAAGCUUUUAUGCUCUCAAGUUAUUAGUGGAAUACUUGGAAGUCCUAUUGACUUUGACAAAGUGCGAAAAUUAACAUCGGAUGCUAAAUAUGAAAAUUCCGAUAUAAAAGCUACAAUAUCUGCUCUGCAUUUUAUCUUUACUAGUUCUGCCAAACAUGGUGUCGAUGAAGAGUCACUUUCUAAUGAGCUUCAGCAGCUUGGAUUGCCCAAAGAAUCCGCUGCUGCGCUUUGUAAGGUAUUUUCCGAUAAAUUUGCCCAGCUGCAGGAAAAAUUGAAGAAAGAAUCAUUUAAAUUGACAUCGAUUUCUGAUAUUAAUUGGCAGGUUGAUUAUGUGAUGUCAUCAAGUGUUUUAAAUGAAGUUAAUUCUCCUUCCGUUCGAAUGAUGAUGAAAGUCAAUGAAUAUAAAAAUAACGAAAACAAAUUGUGCACAUUUGAUGUUUCACCUGAAAAAUUCAAUUUACUUUUGCAUGAACUAAAACAAGCUUAUGCAAUAAUGAACGAAUUAACACCUGCUGCCUCGUAAAUGAAUUGUAUAGUUAUAUGAAUGUUAGAUUUAUUUAUUACUGUUUGAAAAGCUGUGGACUUGGUAUUUUGAAUAUAAUGAUUUUUCACUAGAAAACCAUUUACUUUUGUGUAGAAAUCAUGGCUUCUUCAAUAGAAGAUGAAUUCAUACAAUGAUUAAAGCCUUUUGAAUUUUAACCGGAAACAAUGGAGAAUGAAUCAAAAUACUCCUUUUCAUUGAUUGACAAUGUGAUUUUAUUUCACUUUUUAUUCUGUUAUUAAAAAGUUAACAUUAUCUUUGUUUAACAAUCAAAUUUAUGCUCUAUUUUUUGUAAGAUAAAUAUAAUUACAAUUAAGCAAAACACUACUUAAAUAAAUCUAAAGUUAGUUAAACAAAGGAUUGUUUUAGUACUAUGAGAAUCAGUGUCAAGAUGCAGAACAGGCAUUAACGAUGUUGUUACUCAUGAUACAGGAACUAUCAUGUUUUUGCUUACUACAUCAUUUCCAUUUUUAUAUGUUGUGUUUUGAUUUAGUCAAUGCAUCAUGUAGCUACAUGUUAUUGUUUUAUAAUAAUUUUUUUAAAUUGUUGUAUUUUUUACUUUAUACUAUUAUGAAUUUUACCUAUUGCUUUUUUUGUUUUUCUAAUGUACCUAUAGCUUUCUUACAUGUCAAUGGAAAGUGAUGAGAUUUCCAUUGUAUGAGGGCAUUAAUGCUAAAAAUAAAUCAGUAGGAGUAUAAAGAGAAUAACACAGGUGUGAUUGUACUCCGGGGAUAACCCGGAAUUAUGGGUUUCUUGUAUUAUCCUUCCGGGUGAAAAAAUUAAAAGCAGGGCAUAUGAUAUUUUAUGGGAAUAUUGCGGAAUUUCGCUUUUCUCAAGACCCUUGGUACUUACACUUUAGCUGGUGAAAUAUUUAUAAUCUGAUGAUAUAAUCACAGAAUUCCUCAAUCUAAAAUCCAAAUUUUGAAACUUUCGCUAAGACACUUACAUACAUGUGAUUCUUCUUCCAAUGGGCAGAAAUUCGCCAAUUGAUUCUUUUGGUUUGGCAGAUUUUCGCCAUUUUGAAUAUUUGAAGCUGUGCCGGAAUCCACUAAUAUCACGAUUCAUAUUCACACGGUUUGAAUAUCAAUCAUCGAUUUUUGUAUUUACCUAAUUUAAACGUUACACAUUGCAAUUCGUAUUUAUUUGGUUUAAAAAUCAUUCAUCACGAUGUGUAUGCAGGCGAUUUUAAUUUAAUACAGUCACACGAUUUUAAAAUCCAAUUUCACAAUUCAUAUUCACGUGAUUUUGAAAAUACAACAUUGCAUUUCCUGUAAGAACUAAUAUUAGUUACUAUAAAAAUGUGAUAUUCAUCAUUAGUAAGUAAUUUAAUUAUAAAUCUUAUUAAAAAAUUUUUUUUGUUAAAUAUAAAAAUGUAUGAUUUUGAUAUGUAAUGAAAUGAGAUAUGUAUGGUUUUUUGCUCUUAAAAGAUUUCAGGGUUUUUCACUCUGUGACACGAUCACCCCUGAUUAAGUUUUACGCUUAAAAAAAUUCCUUUUUAGAAAUCAUAAUAAGGAUUUUUUUAAAUAUCUGUGAAGUAUAUAUAUUUGCAACUUAAAUUUACAAGUCUGUGUAUUUUUUUAAAAAUUCAUUUUUAUGUUUAAGAACAACUAGAACUGGUACUUGCAUUCUUAUUGUUUUUUUCUCUCAACAUUUUGUAUAAUAUUUUGAAAUCUUGCAAAUCUAGGUGAACUUUCCACAACUUUAUUCUAAAUGUCUGAAUGAUGUGCUUUUUUUUUUUAUAAAUAUUACUAAUAAAUAAAUAUAAUUUGUUUAUUUUUUGA
Molecule: messenger RNA, 2566 nt
Organism: Parasteatoda tepidariorum (common house spider)
Lineage: Eukaryota; Metazoa; Arthropoda; Arachnida; Araneae; Theridiidae
Product: COMM domain-containing protein 4
Source: RefSeq, a predicted model, not a curated record